AUGUCAUUAGAAACUAGAUUUGAUAAUGCUCGUGCUUCCUCUAAAGCUAUUGUCAAGUCUCGUCUGGCACCAUACAUCACUAAUACAAUGUAUUUAAACUGGGAGCUACAGAUGCCGAAAAGAGUGAUGUCUACAGUGUUGGUCUCUUAUGGGAGUUAUCAAAUGGUCGUGCUCCUUUUUAUUGUGAAG
This is a messenger RNA of Funneliformis geosporum, 189 nucleotides long. Lineage: Eukaryota; Fungi; Glomeromycota; Glomeromycetes; Glomerales; Glomeraceae. The record is from the annotation of a GenBank genome assembly.